CAAUGUCAAAAAUUUAACAUUUUUAACUUUGACAGCUUUUGUAUAAUGUAAGAAAAAUUAUUUUGUGCUUUAUAAACAUCACAUUUAAAUUAAGUUUUAAUGCAGUACAAUUGAAGGUAUAGGUUCAUACUUGUGGCUUAUUAUUAAAUGAAAGAAUGCCAGUAAGUCGUCUAGAUGUACUAUACAGAAAACUUCUGUUAUCUAAAUUUUUCACAAAAGGAUGGGGGUCGGCUGAUAACUUACAAAGGUUAUUUAGGUUUCGAAAGAUUGUAUCCAACAGAGAAUGUUCCUAUAAAUUAGUACCAAAUAAUUAUCCUGUUAAAAUAAUAAAUAUAGUGGAAAGAACUGAUUGUAGAAUAAUAGAAGGAAAAUUUAGAAGCCCAUUUGCUACUUUCCUGCCAGGACUAGUACCUGAAGAAGUACAAGACUGUUAUUUUCAAAUGCUGCUUCCCCUGAAGUGGAAGAGUGAUUACAGACCAGUGUGCAUUCAUCUAGCAGGGACAGGUGAUCACUAUUUUUGGCGAAGAAGGAAUAUUAUGGCGAAACCAUUACUGAAAGAAGGUAUUGGAGCUAUUAUAUUAGAGAAUCCCUUCUAUGGUGUUAGAAAACCUAAGGAUCAAAUUAGAUCUAGUCUUCACCAUGUGUCUGAUAUUUUUGUUAUGGGUGGCUGCCUUAUAUUUGAGUGUAUAGUUCUUUUAAACUGGUGUGAAGAACGUGGUUUUGGGCCUUUAGGAGUAACUGGGAUUUCUAUGGGAGGUCAUAUGGCUUCUUUAGCAGCAUCAAACUGGCCCAGACCUUUAGUGCUAGUCCCUUGCUUAUCAUGGUCCACUGCAUCAUCUGUAUUUACAGAGGGUGUAAUGAGUGAAUCAAUUGAUUGGGAAAUGCUGCAAGACCAAUAUAAAUCCAACAGCCUUUUGUGCAAUAGUCUCUCUAAACAAUGUAAAAUUGUUGAUAACCCCUUUUUGUGUGACCUUAGUCAAAAUUUGCCAGGUAAUAUUUUCAUUAGAUCCGUGGAAAAGAAAAUAGAAGCAGUCAAGGACCUAGAUAUUCCAAUACAUUUAUUUGACGAUUCCAAUAUUCACAUGUCCAAUAUAACACCCCACCAACUGAUCCAUGUUUUGAACGACUGCCGUGAUCUAACGCACAGAAUGUCCCACACAGUAAAGAAACUUUUAGCAGAGAAAGAGUUCUCUUCUUUCAAUCUUUUAAAUCCGCCUCAACGUCCCAAACUUAACAAGAAAGUAAUGGAAAUAAAAAUGAAAAACAAGGAGGCCUUGUGGUUCAUGAGGGGCAUGAUGGAUGAAUGUACUCAUUUAAGAAACUUUUCAGUCCCGUAUGAUACAUCCUUAGUGAUUUCUAUUUGUGCCACAGCAGACGGAUACGUUCCGAGGAAUGGGGUGUCAAAGUUGGAAGAUAUCUGGCCCGGGGCUACUGUUAAAUAUGUUAAUUGUGGACAUGUCGGUGCUUACGUGUUGCAUCGGAAACUUUUCAGGGAUUCCAUUGUGGCAGCUUUUGAACAGGCCAAGAAAAAGUUAGAACCACCUCCUCCAGGUAGUCUCCAAAUUUAAAAAGACUUCUAGUAUUUAUAACGAGUGCCUUAAAAACAGUACUGUAGCUCAAAGACUUACCAUGAUAAAUAAAUUUUAUGUAAAUAUUGUAUAAUUAUUGUGUAUAGUAAAAUAUUUUUAAGCUAGUUUGUACAAUUUUUACAGAAUCGAUUAAAUUAAAUCGAUAUUUU
Diabrotica balteata is the source of this 1738-nucleotide messenger RNA. The record is from the annotation of a GenBank genome assembly. NCBI's taxonomy places the organism in Eukaryota, Metazoa, Arthropoda, Insecta, Coleoptera, Chrysomelidae.